Gadus macrocephalus (Pacific cod) is the source of this 594-nucleotide messenger RNA. RefSeq names its product ribosomal protein S27 like (gene rps27l). Gene Ontology annotation, cellular component: ribosome; cytosolic small ribosomal subunit. Gene Ontology annotation, molecular function: RNA binding; structural constituent of ribosome. Gene Ontology annotation, biological process: translation; ribosomal small subunit assembly. Bases 123 to 377 code for a protein of 84 amino acids. The record is from RefSeq and is a predicted model, not a curated record. Lineage: Eukaryota; Metazoa; Chordata; Actinopteri; Gadiformes; Gadidae. The transcript has 4 exons.
CACGUUAUGGUUUAGUCUAGAAGACCCACCUCCAAAACACCCUAGUGGAUCUGCUGUGCUGCUGCAGUGGACCAAUCAGGCGAAACUACGACCAACAACAACCAACUUCGUACUCCAUCACAAUGCCUCUCGCAAAAGACCUUCUGCAUCCUUCUCUGGAUGAUGAGCGAAUGCAUCACAAGAAGAAGCGACUCGUCCAGAGCCCCAACUCGUUCUUCAUGGACGUGAAGUGCCCAGGUUGCUACAAGAUCACCACAGUGUUCAGCCACGCACAGACCGUGGUGCUAUGCUUGGGCUGCUCCACAGUGCUGUGCCAGCCCACCGGAGGCAAGGCCAGACUCACUGAGGGCUGCUCGUUCAGGAAAAAGCAACACUGAGCACAGGAAAUGCCAUAUGUUGGAGCCCCACUCAGUGCCUGAACACACCGUGGACUCAAAUCAACUUUAUGAACGUUAUGUGGUUGAUUAGCUCAACACUAAUGUCAUUAAGACAUUACUUUGAUAGUAAUCUUUCAUGAAGAUUUAUCUUGUAUCAAAAGGAAAUAAAUGCAAUGUAAUUUCAUCUGAACAGAAUAAAUCAUGAAGCUGUUUAAAA